AUGCCACCGUCGGCGAGGCCACUGCUCGCUGCCGCCGCCGUCCUCUGCGUCUGGCUGCUGGUGGCCGUGGCGGAGGCCAAGGAGCACCAUUACGAGUGGGACAUCUCCUACCAGUUGAAGUCCCCCGACUGCUUCGAGAAGCUCGCGGUGACCGUCAACGGCGAGGCUCCCGGCCCGACCAUCCGCGCCACGCUGGGCGACACCAUCGUCGUCGCCGUCCACAACAAGCUCGAGACCGAGAACACCGCCAUCCACUGGCACGGCAUCCGCCAGACUGGCACGCCGUGGGCUGACGGCGUCGCCGGCGUCACGCAGUGCCCCAUCCUGCCCGGCGAAACCUUCACCUACAAAUUCGUCGUCGACAGACCUGGCACGUACCUGUACCAUGCGCACUACGGGAUGCAGCGCGUGGCGGGGCUCAACGGCAUGAUCGUGGUCACCGUGCCGGACGGCUUCGUCGAGCCCUUUUCUUACGACGAGGAGCACACCGUCCUCCUCGGCGACUGGUGGCACAAGAGCGUCUACGAGCAGGCCACGGGCCUCUCCUCCAACCCCUUCGUCUUCGUCACCGAGCCCCAGUCUCUCCUCAUCAACGGCCGAGGAAUGUUCAACUGCUCGCUCGCUCCCAGUGGAACGUGCAACGCCUCCCGCCCCGACUGCGCUCUGCCGACUCUCUUCACCGCCGUGCCGGGGAAGACAUACCUCCUCCGCAUCGGCAGCCUCACCUCGCUCUCCUCGCUCUACUUCGAGAUCGAGGGCCACCCGAUGAUGGUGGUGGAGGCCGACGGGCACUACGUGCGGCCGUUCGCCGUGAGGGGCCUUUUCAUCUACUCCGGCGAGACGUACUCCGUGCUGGUCAAGGCCGACCAGGACCCGCGGCGAAACUACUGGGCUGCGUCCCACGUCGUUGGCCGCAACCCCAGCCAGACACCCAGCGGCAAGGCCGUUGUCAGCUACGCCUUCAACGGCAACAACCCGUGGAUGCCUCCGCCCACGGCGCCACCGGCUGGCCCGGCAUGGAACAACACGGCUAUCAGGGUGGAGCAGAGCAGGGCCAUCUUCGCGCACCCACGCUUCGUAGAGCCCAUGCCGGCGAGGGCCGACCGCACGCUGCUCCUCCUCAACACCCAGAACCGGAUCGAUGGCCACAUCAAGUGGACUAUCAAUGGCGUGUCCCUCAUGUUCCCGGCCACGCCGUACCUCGUGGCGAUGAAACGCGGCAUGAAAGACGCGUACGAGCAGCGCCCCCCGCCCGACAUGUACGACCACAUGAGCCACGACAUCUCCGCGCCGGCGCCGACGAACGGGACCGUGGGCAGCCCGGUGUACCGGCUGGCGCUCGGCUCCGUGGUGGACGUGGUGCUGCAGAACUCCAACGCGCUCAACAACAAGACCGAGACGCACCCGUGGCAUCUCCAUGGUCACGACUUCUGGGUGCUCGGCCACGGCGAAGGUAAGUUCAACCCUGCCGCGGACGCCUGGAGGCUGCUCAACGUGAGGGACCCGAUCAUGAAGAACACGGUGCCGCUGCACCCGGAUGGGUGGACGGCGGUGCGGUUCCGGGCGGACAACCCGGGGGUGUGGCUGUUCCACUGCCACGUGGAGGCGCACGUGUUCAUGGGCAUGGGUGUGGUCUUCGAGGAGGGCGUCGAGAGGGUCGGCCGGCUGCCAUCGUCCAUCAUGGGUUGUGGUCAAUCCAAGGGGCUGCACUGA
This is a messenger RNA of Triticum turgidum subsp. durum (durum wheat), 1713 nucleotides long. NCBI's taxonomy places the organism in Eukaryota, Viridiplantae, Streptophyta, Magnoliopsida, Poales, Poaceae. The record is from the annotation of a GenBank genome assembly.